CAUAAUACUGUAUUUCCUUGACUAAACACCAGGACUCAAAUAAACUACAAUCUUUGAAUAAAACCCAGAGAAUAAAGAUGCUGUUAAAACGAAAACUUGGGUCAAAAAGUAUGAGUCAAAAAAGUUACAUGUUAAAGUUCUCCACUGUAUAAGGUAAUGCAGUUUAGAAUGACAGGUAAGGAAUUUAAUUAAUUAAAAGUCUUCUUCUUCAAAUUGUCUAGAGUUGGAUAACACUUUCUAUUCUAAGGUUCAAGGAAACAUUUUUUGAAAUAAAAUUAUAAAUAUUGUUGAAAAGUGAGUGUGGGAAAGUCACAAUUGAGUUCACAAGUCAAGAGCUUAUCAAUCAAAAGGUAAUUAGGAAAACUCUGGUUUAAACUCACUGUCUCUUUUGAAAAUAGAUGAUGAAUUUGAACCAGAAAAAUGUAGUCACGAUCUUGAUUCCUACAAUGACAACAAAGCAAACACAAAUGACAAUGUAAUAACUGAAGUGGAAGACAAUGAAUAGGGUUAACUAUGAAAAGAAUAAUUAUUUCAAGUAUUGUAGCUGUUAAGCUUAAACACAGUCAAUAGUUUUUGCUAGUUUAGUAAACGUAUAAGUAAUUAAGGUAUGUUUUUCAGUUUUUAUCCAUUCAUCUCUUGUUGCAAGGUAAUAAACUGGAAGUGUAAAGAAAAAGAACUAAAAAGAUUAGUGAUAAGUCGAAACUUAUUCAAAAAUGUUUCAUCAUCCAAGAAAAUGAAGUUUUGCCUUACAGGCUCAGGAGUUUUCAUUUGUAUUGCUCAUUUCCAUUAUUUUUAAUCCAAAAUCCAUUUUGAUUUUUUAUCAAUGUUCGAAAGUAACUAUUUUGAACUGGAAGUGUAAAGAAAAAGAACUAAAAAGAUUAGUGAUAAGUCGAAACUUAAUAAAUUCUAGCCAUGAAAAAACCCUGGGUCUUCAAAUAAACCCAAGGGAAUAAAUACUUUUUGAAAAUAAACUUCUGGGAUUUAAUUGAGGAAAUACAGUAUCUCCAAGCUUUAGAUAAAAUCAAAUACCAAUAUAAAUUUUGUUUAUAGUUUUCAGAUAUGUUGUUAUAUACUGUUCGUGUAGCAUCACCAAGUUUGGAAUUUAAAGUUAAAAAACAAGUUUUUCUUCAAGAUGUUGUUAUUGAAAAAACAGAACCAAAAUUUGGAGCAAAUUUUUGCUUCAUUUUAUAUACUAAUGCUAAGACAUUUCUAUUGGCAGCAAAUUCAGAAGAAGAAAGAGAUAGAUGGCUUAUAGAUAUGAAAGAAGCUACACAGAGGAAAAAAAAAUAUAUAAAUUUAUAUCACACACCUGAAUCAGAAGAUUAUUUACACAAACUAUGUAUUCCUGAUUCUGAACAAGAUCAUACUCAGGAUAAUACUAAUAUAAUCAAACAUCAGCAUUCUUCAAAUUCACUGGUACAUGUUUGUUGGCAUCGAAAUACUAGCGUUAAUUAUGAAGAUUGUAGACAUUCUUUAUUGAAUUACUUUAGUGGACCAUUGUUAAGAAAAUUUAAAAACAGUAGUGGAUGGCAAAGAUUAUGGGUUGUAUUUGCUCAAUUUUCACUGUUUUUCUACAAAUCUUAUCAAGUAAGUAUUAUUAUUAAAACUAUAUUUAAAAUAUUUUUUAAAAGUAUUAUUUAUAAUGGUAAAGACAAUAGAUAUGAAGAUCUUACAAAUAUGCUUUAUCAUCAGAAAAGACAAAAUUAA
Messenger RNA from Centruroides sculpturatus (bark scorpion), 1707 nucleotides. Its product is annotated as FERM, ARHGEF and pleckstrin domain-containing protein 1-like. The transcript has 4 exons. The record is from RefSeq and is a predicted model, not a curated record. NCBI's taxonomy places the organism in Eukaryota, Metazoa, Arthropoda, Arachnida, Scorpiones, Buthidae. Gene Ontology annotation, molecular function: guanyl-nucleotide exchange factor activity. Bases 1060 to 1707 code for a protein of 215 amino acids.